Messenger RNA from Colletotrichum spaethianum, 1896 nucleotides. RefSeq names its product kinesin light chain. Bases 1 to 1896 code for a protein of 631 amino acids. The transcript is spliced from 4 exons. Lineage: Eukaryota; Fungi; Ascomycota; Sordariomycetes; Glomerellales; Glomerellaceae. The record is from RefSeq and is a predicted model, not a curated record. Gene Ontology annotation, molecular function: protein binding.
AUGGAUGGGCAGGUUUCAUUCGGAUCGACGACUGGACAUAUCGCAUUCCCCGGCGCCCGUGUUGAGACGGGCGGGACGCUAAACGUCACAGUUUCUGACGGUCAGCGCAACAAUGACAUUAUCGACCGCCCUGAUGUCUUCGCCAAACUCGACACUCUCCUCCCGCCCGUCGCUGAGUAUCAGAGCGCCGCUCUCUGGGUCUGGGAGGCUCUGGCGCUCGAGUUUGCCUACCGCCGGUUCCGCGAAACGAACUGCUCUGUUUACUGGGUUCACGCAGACAACGAAGCGACGUUCACACAAGACUACGAAGCUCUUGCGAGGAGGGCCGGGCUCACAGACAGAUUCCAAGGCGAGGAGCUGCUCAGGGCGGUGCGCGAGUGGAUCGAGGCGCAGCCUCGCUGGUUGCUUGUUGUCGACAACGCAGAUGACCUCAGCAUCUUUGGCGUCGGAAGGAGAACGGCGAACACACAAGCUACGACUGAAGGAAUAUGCUUGGACGACUAUCUUCCCCGGGCGCCUGUCGGCACCGUACUCUGGACGAGCCGCGACAAGCGGAUUGUAGGCAGCCUUGUGGGUGCUCGACGGGGGGUGUCGGUGGGCCGUAUGAACACUGGUGAGGCUUUGGCGCUUUUCGAGGCGUCAAGAAAUGAGAGUGUUGCUGCCGACGAGAAGAAUGCUGUUUUUGAGUUGUUCGCACAGCUGGACCACCUCCCUCUUGCCGUUUCGCAGGCUGCUGCCUACAUCCGCCGAACAUCCACGCCAGUAGCGAAGUACUUGUCGAGGCUCGAGGAAGGGAAAAAGAGGUGGAGAAUUCUGCAGAAGUCAGAACAUGACCGUCACCGUCGACGCGAAGUCCCGAACAGCAUCCUGGAGACUUGGCAAAUAUCGAUGGAGCACAUAAGGCAAGAGGAUGAUACGGCAUACCGGCUCCUUCUCACCCUUGCGUAUGUCCACAAUCAAAACAUUCCGGAAAGUUUUAUCAAGGCAGCAGCGCAAGCAGGUGUUGGCGACAGACAAAGUCAGAGUAGUACCAGUACGAUCACGGAGAGUGAGGAUGAAUCAGAUGAUGACAACGAGGCUGUCACUACUGCCUUGGCUCGCCUGAGAGAGUUUUCCUUCUUAUCCAUGCGGAAAAACCAGUCAAUCGGGCAGACAUACGAGAUGCACAAGCUCGUUCAGGAUGCAGCUCGAUAUAGCAUGAGCCAGAAAAGACGCCGACAGGAUGCAGCGCAGUUUUCUAUGGCAGCACUCACUCUUGUGUCAGACCUCUUCCCGCGGAGAACGCGAGGUGCAUGGGAAGAAACCGAGCUGUGGCUUCCUCAUGCAUUGCAAUGUAGUGAGUGGGCUGAAGUAUGCGAGGCGGGCGCAGGCGAAGAUAUUGCGAACCUUCUGAGCCGUGUGUCGGACUACCUGUUCGACCGCGGACGUUGGAAUGAGAAGGAGCCGGUAGAUAGGAAGGCAUUUUCAAUACGGCAGAGAAUCCUAGGUGAGAGGCACCCCGACACGAUCUGGAGCAUAGCCUCACUCGCAACAACAUACCACGCCCAGGGGAGGUAUGACGAGGCAGAGAAGAUUUAUACAGAAGUGCUUGAGCUACGCCAGGAGGUUCUUGGCAGGAGGCACCCCGACACGAUCGGGAGCAUGGCUGAACUCGCAUUAACAUACCACGCCCAGGGGAGGUAUGACGAGGCAGAGAAGAUCUCAGUAGAAGUGCUUGAGCUACGCCAGGAGGUUCUUGGCAGGAGGCACCCCGACACGAUCUGGAGCAUGGCUGAACUCGCAACAACAUACCACGCCCAGGGGGGUACGACGAGGCAGAGGACACCACGACGGAAGUUCUGGCGCUACGACAAGCACCAAAGCAAAGUGUAUGCCUUUGUUAGCUACAUCGACUAG